Molecule: messenger RNA, 404 nt
Organism: Pelodiscus sinensis (Chinese soft-shelled turtle)
Lineage: Eukaryota; Metazoa; Chordata; Testudines; Trionychidae
Source: RefSeq, a predicted model, not a curated record
UGGCAGCCUGCGGCAACGCACGGGAGCAGAAGGUCCACAGUGUGCUGCAGUGGGUGCCCGGGGUCAGCACGUACUACAACGUGGGCACCAGCAUGUACUACGCCUUCCGGAACUGCACCGAGCUGGCCCAGGACCGGGGCCUCGAGGCCGCCAUGGAUCUGGGCUACGACGCCCUCUUGGGGCUGACGGGCGGGAUGGGGAGCCCCAUGGCCGUGGGGGUGGCCUUGGGGCUGAGGCCAGCAUUCAAAGUGGGCGUGCGGUCUCUGAUCAGCUACUUCCGGCAGGUGGCGCCGGCUGAACCCCUGCCCACGAGCUUCUCUGGCCCCUUCAGGGUAGCCACCUCCUUCCCACUGGGAACGCGGCGAGUGUGAAUAAACCUGAGCACCCCCCGUGCUUUGAUCCCA